Messenger RNA from Ficedula albicollis (Collared flycatcher), 1468 nucleotides. It is a transcript of the gene BFSP2, whose product is annotated as beaded filament structural protein 2. The transcript is spliced from 8 exons. Gene Ontology annotation, cellular component: intermediate filament. Gene Ontology annotation, molecular function: structural molecule activity. Gene Ontology annotation, biological process: intermediate filament organization. The coding region runs from base 1 to 1329 and encodes 442 amino acids. The record is from RefSeq and is a predicted model, not a curated record. Lineage: Eukaryota; Metazoa; Chordata; Aves; Passeriformes; Muscicapidae.
AUGAAAGGGAAGUUUGAGCAGGACAAGCAGCAGCAGCACGGAGAUUUUUCCCGUAAUGGGACUGCUGACCCAGCAGCCGCCGGACAAUGCGACGGGCGCUCCCGGGCAGCACAAAGCCCCCCUUCCAGAAAGCUGUCGCACAAAGCCGAAAUCCCGGGCGAGCCCCAACCUGCUGGGCUCGGCACAUCGCUGCCGCCAGAGCGGGCCGAGGCGGCCGGGCUGAGCGGCGGUGCUCGGCAGGCUGGCUACGUGGGCACCGUCCCCACGGGCGGCGUGAGCAGCCUGGGCACCCGUGUGUCCCGUAGAGCCCUGGGCAUCAGCAGCGUCUUCCUGCAGGGCCUCCGCAGCUCCGCCGCCGCCGUGCCCCUGGCCCCGGGGCUGGACAAGGGCAGGGGGCUCUCCUACGAAAGCCUGAAUGGCUGCUUGGUGGAGUACAUCGAGAAGGUGCGAGCUCUCGAGCAGGUCAACCAGGAGCUGGAGGAACACAUCAGAGUCUACCUGGACAAGAAGGCGGCCAGCGUGGGCAGCUGGGGAGCGCUGCGGGAGAACUGGGAGGCGAUUUACCACCAGGUGGGUGAAGCAGUCCUUGAAAAUGCUCGUCUUAUGCUGCACACCGAGAAUAUUCAAGCCUGUGCUGAAGAUUUUAAAGACAGGUAUGAAAAUGAGCAGCCAUUCAGAAAGGCAGUGGAAGAUGAAAUUAAUUCCCUAUAUAAAGUGAUUGAUGAUGCUAAUUUAACUAAAAUGGAUCUGGAGAGUCAGAUAGAAAGCAUGAAGGAAGAGCUAACUUUGCUGUCAAAGAAUCAUGAAGAAGAUGUGAAGGUAUUAUACAAGCAGCUUGCUGGAUCUCAGCUGGAAGAACUUGAUGUUCCACUGGGAAGUGGCCUGGAUGACAUUCUGGAAAAAAUCAGAAUCCACUGGGAGAGAGACAUUGAAAAGAAUCGUGCUGAGACAGGUGCCCUGCUCCGUACCAAGCAACAGGCUGAGACGACGGCUGCCGUGCGAACCCAGGAGGAAGAGCUGGUGGAGGGCCUCAGAACCGAGUUCCACGAAACUGCCUGCAAAAUACAGAGCUUGCAAGCAGAAACCGAAUCUUUGAGAACCUUGAAGAGGGGUCUGGAGAAUUCUUUAUAUGACGCCAAGCACUGGCACGACAUCGAACUGCAGAACCUAGGCUCUGUCAUUUCCAAGCUGGAGGCAGAGAUGGGAGAAAUCAAAGUAGAAACCGAACAGCAGCAGAGGGAUCGUGAAAAUCUGCUGACUAGCAAACAACAGCUGGAGAAAGACAUUGCUGCAUAUCACUGCCUCCUGGAUGGAGAGCAAAGCAGCUGAUUAUGAAACCCCCAGCCCACAGAAGACCACUGCCAUUAAAGCAAAAGAUGUCACUGCCAAUUACGUUCAUGGAAGCUAAAAACCCAUCAAAGCAGCCUGCUUUAUUCAGUUUGAUUCAACAAUCAAAGUAGGUUGUAGC